AUGGCCAGUCCAACAAUCGACGAACUCCUCCAAUACCAGAGCUUCAAGACGCUCACCCCUGAUCAGGUAUCGUCAUUCAUGAAGCAUGGCUUCCUGCGCGUGCCAGGAGCCAUCCCACUAGAUAAGUGUGAUUGGUGGACUCGAAAUGUGUGGCACCGGCUGGGGAUGGAUCCUAAUGACAAGUCGACAUGGACGGCUGAGCGGUCUCACAUGUCCAAGCAUCAUGUCGUUCCGGCAAAGGAGAUUGCGCCUCGCGCCUGGGCCGCUAUUUGUGAGUUGUGCGGCGGUGAGGACCGCAUCGCUCAAGGGGGAGAGAUGUGGACAGAUGGAUUUAUCGUCAAUCACGGGAGCCCGGAGACCGAGGGCAAGAGGGUGCCACCGAAGGAGUUGACCGGCUGGCAUGUCGAUGGCGAUUUCUUUAUCCAUUUCCUCGACAGUCCUGAACAGGCGUUGCUCGUGAUUCCCUGCUGGAGCGAUGUCGAUGAGAAUGCUGGAGCAACGUGGAUUUGUGACGAGGGUCCCAAGCGGAUUGGGCAGGUUCUGUAUGAUCAUCCUGAAGGUUUGAAUCCAAUGAUGAAUGAGCGUGGGCAACCGAAGGUGCCCUACAAUCAGCACUCAUUUUUCAAUAAAACAAUACGGGAAGCAUCUGACGAAAGCUUUCACGAGAUGACCGGCAAAAAGGGGGAUGUUGUCCUCAUGCAUCCGCUUAUGUUGCACAGUGCCAGUAAGAAUGGUUUGAGAUCAAUCAGAAUAAUCACAAAUCCACCGGUUUCACUUUCGGCUCCGUUCCAGUUCAGCAGAUCAAAUCCAGCUGAGUAUAGCCUCGUCGAGCUAAAGACUAUGCAGGAUCUCGGAGGGCCGGAGAAAUUCAGAGACUGGAAGAUCACGGGCGAGAGAGAGAUGUUCCUUCCCGAGCGCUUCUCUCUGCAAGAGAAGAAGCGACAGGCAGAGAAUGAAAGACUUCGAAAUUUGGGAUUGCCUCUCGCAGAUGAUUCCAUCAAUCAAAUACCCCAUCUAAUGGCAUCGAGACAACAAGCAGCGCAGGCAGGCGCGUAG
Messenger RNA from Exophiala aquamarina CBS 119918, 1056 nucleotides. RefSeq lists its product as uncharacterized. Lineage: Eukaryota; Fungi; Ascomycota; Eurotiomycetes; Chaetothyriales; Herpotrichiellaceae. The coding region runs from base 1 to 1056 and encodes 351 amino acids. The transcript has 3 exons. The record is from RefSeq and is a predicted model, not a curated record.